AUGUCGUUUCUGAGACUAGACUGGUUGGGGACGCAGGCAGAGCUGCUGUGGACCUCAAGGUUCCUCCAUGGGGAUGAGGAGAGCCUGGGGUUCGCCCAGAGGGAUGAGUUGGACAGGACCUAUGGAGAGGACCAAGAGGAGACCAGGGAGUCACCCACCACCUCCAGCCCAAAGGGGGGGAAUGAGGAGACACCUACCAGUCCCUCCAGCAGCACCUGUCUCAAAAUCACCACCUGGGAGGCAGGAUGGAACGUGACCAAUGCUAUUCAGGUAACCUAGAUUUUUGACUUCAGACCUUAGGAAAGAUGCUUCUCUAUGUUUAGCUUUUAUGUGUUUUUUCCACUCUCAAUAAAUUAUUAUGGUUAUGGAGGAUAAUGAAUGUUAGAGAGUGCACUGGAUGCGCAUUAUUGCAUUGUUGUUGUUGUGGUUAGAGGAUGCAUUGGAAUUACAGUAUAUUUAAUGGAAGGAAUGGCAGAGCUGAGAAUAAUCCUUUGUAUAAUAUUUGUAAACAAGGCCAUUUCAAUAACUACAGCAUAUUAUUAGUAUGUAAGCAAAUGUGCAUUUCAGCAGUUGUUCCCCCCAUUCAUAUUCAAAUCAACAGUGUCCCAGCUUUUUUAAUAAGAUAAUUAGGCUACUAACUUUCAUUUGUGUUUUCUAUGCCAGAGUAUGAUUAAUUGUAAAGCUGUUCACAACUUCAUCUGUUCAGUUAUUACAUUGUCAUGGAAUCAUCAUAAUCCUCAACACCAUGUACUUUUCCAACAACACUAAAUACCCAGUGUCCUAUUGUCUGGACUGAUUCUAUCUAUGUAGUGCAUCUACAUAUUUACUCAGAAUCACAUUAUAAACAGUUUGUUUACUUACAUUGUUCUGCAUUGCAAUUUGACUUGAAGCAAGACGUUGCUCAGACUAUCCAAUUAGGAAUAUGUUGCAAGAUAAGAUUGUUGUAUUAAUGUUGUGUAGUCUACUGAUUAGUCUACAGCAUGUGAAGACAUCCAGUGGCACAUUUGUUAAGAUUGAAGCAGAAUGUUAUCUUUAAUGAUUAAGUCUAACAUCCUCUAAUGUGUGGCAGUUUUCAAACAAUCAAGUCUCAGGCAAAGAGCAGUAAUUUACACUCUCCUUGUACUUAAUUCAAGAAAUCACUGCGUGUUCACACUCUACCUGUCGUUCCCUUGUUUUCUCCUUUUUCCUAGGGUAUCUUUGUUCUGGGGUUGCCUUACGCUCUCCUUCAGAGUGGCUACCUAGGAUUGCUUCUGCUCGUUCUGGCUGCGGUCAUCUGCAACUACACAGGUAAGAUCCUUGUAUCCUGCCUGUAUGAGGACAACGAGGAGGGUCAGCCCAUACGAGUGCGGGACACCUACGAGGACAUCGCCAAUGCCUGCUGUAAGCGCCUGUGCCCCCUGCUGGGCGGCCGGGUGGUGAACGCAGCACAGGUGGUAGAGCUGAUGAUGACCUGUAUCCUCUACCUGGUGGUCAGCACAAACCUAAUGUGUCACAGCUUCUCCUUCCUCCCCCUCCCCCCCGCCGCCUGGUCCGUGGUGACCUUCCUGACCCUGGUGCCCUGCAUGCUGAUCCGGGACCUGAGGGUGGUCUCCAGACUCAGCCUGCUCUGCUCCCUGGCCCAGUUCCUCAUCACCUUCAUCGUGGUAGCCUACUGCCUGCACCAAGCCCACCGCUGGUCCUGGAGGAGGAUGGUCCUCUUGGUGGACUUCGAGAGGUUCCUGGUGUCCGUAGGGGUCAUCAUCUUCAGCUACACCUCCCAGAUCUUCCUGCCCACCUUGGAGGGAAGCAUGGAGGACAGGGGGGACUUUUCCGACAUGAUGAGCUGGACACACUCCCUGGCUUGUGUGUUGAAGACCACCUUCUCUGUGCUGGCCUUCCUCACCUGGGGCGAGGAUAUUAAAGAGGUGAUCACUGACAACCUUCCCACCGGCCUACGCAUGGUGGUCAACCUGUGCCUCCUGGCUAAGGCCCUCCUCUCCUACCCCCUGCCCUUCUACGCUGUGGCUGAGGUCCUCCAGAGCAGUGUUCUAAGGCUGGAGGCAGCGCAGGUGGGUGUGGACAUGGGGACUCUGGUGCUGCGGGGCUGUCUCCUGUUGAUUACCUUCCUCAUGGCUCUCUACAUGCCCCACUUCUCCCUGCUCAUGGGGCUGACGGGCAGCGUAACGGGGGCGGCCAUGACCUUCAUCCUGCCCUCCCUCUUCCACCUGCAGCUCAAGUGGACCACCAUGAGCAGCAGGCUCAAGGCCCUGGACCUUCUCAUCUUAACUCUGGGAUCUCUGUGUAGUUUAUCGGGGGUGGUUUGCUCCAUCAAAGGAAUGAUUCAGGCUUUUGGGUGUUGA
Coregonus sp. 'balchen' is the source of this 2339-nucleotide messenger RNA. NCBI's taxonomy places the organism in Eukaryota, Metazoa, Chordata, Actinopteri, Salmoniformes, Salmonidae. The record is from the annotation of a GenBank genome assembly.